This is a messenger RNA of Melanotaenia boesemani (Boeseman's rainbowfish), 740 nucleotides long. RefSeq names its product ATP synthase F1 subunit delta (gene atp5f1d). Gene Ontology annotation, molecular function: proton-transporting ATP synthase activity, rotational mechanism. Lineage: Eukaryota; Metazoa; Chordata; Actinopteri; Atheriniformes; Melanotaeniidae. Gene Ontology annotation, biological process: proton motive force-driven ATP synthesis. The record is from RefSeq and is a predicted model, not a curated record. Bases 117 to 599 code for a protein of 160 amino acids. The transcript has 5 exons.
CUGCUGGGUAGCCUCCCAACGUCCUUGUCCCACCAAGCGCGCACCGAUUGGCUUCACACUAGGGCUUGGGGAUCUCUGUCAUUCUCUUGUGCUUGAAUAAAAUCAAACUUUCAGAUAUGAUGGCAGCAAGGUUUCUCCGUCGUGCUUUCCCUGUGCUGAGGCACGCGCGUUCCUACGCCGAGGCCGCCUCCGGCGCCCCGCAGAUGUCCUUCACUUUCGCCUCUCCUACACAGGUGUUUUUCAAAGAGGCCAGUGUGAAACAGGUUGAUGUACCUACACUUACCGGUGCGUUCGGUAUCCUUCCUGCCCACGUACCAACUCUGCAGGUGCUCAGGCCCGGCAUUGUCACAGUCUUUAAUGAUGACGGCUCCUCUGUUAAAUACUUCGUGAGCAGUGGGUCAGUAACAGUCAACGCUGAUUCUUCAGUACAACUGCUUGCAGAGGAGGCUGUUCCCCUCGACCAGUUGGACAUUGCAGCAGCCAAGGCCAACCUGGAGAAGGCCCAAUCUGAAUUGGCCGGUGCAGCUGGUGAGGCAGCGAGAGCAGAGGUUCAGGUCAGCAUAGAGGCAAACGAGGCCAUCGUCAAGGCGCUGGAGUAGACCCACGGUAAUCUUUUCUGUUGCUUUGAUGGAAAAACAACUGUUCCUCUGAUAUUCCAGCCCAGUCCCGUCAACGUCCAGAGGAUUCCCAUCUUUCUUUGUACAGUGGAUGAAAUUAAAAAUAAAUUUAUUUGGAAUUAA